AUGUGUGUUUUUGAGAAGGUUGACUCCGAAGGUCCGAACGCGGGUUGCUUUGAAGAAUUUCCUCAAAGACAGUUUGUGAGAUUUCAACGAAGAAUGCGGGUGUCGGAUUCGACGGAGUUGCGAAAGAAAGUGCUAAAGCAGGUCCAGGAAGAUGCCAACGACGAGGCGUAUCUGCUCGAGUUGUUGGUAAGACUUUGUGGGGAAUAAUGAAAGUCUGUCGGGAAAAUAAUGUGGAUUUUCGCAGCAAAAUGUCUCAACUGCAUAGACCGAGUUUCAAAGGGCGGCUAGCCAUCGAAAAGGUUGCAAAGCUCGACAAGCCCACAUUAUUUUCCCGACAGGCGUUUUUAGGACUGCGUAGAACUAGCUCUUUUACAAUCUUCCCGGGGUCAAAAAAUGUGUGUAGGAAAUAUAGGACAAGGGUGUAACGUUCUAUCGGACAAAUAAUGUGGAUUCGUCUUCGAAUCGCGAGAGUUGUAAGCAGCUGGAGAAUUCGUGAGCGGCUGCGCGGGGCAAAUAAUUUGCUGCCUCAAAUAACUUUGGAAACUUUUUACGCAUGCGCUCACGCGGAACUCUUCUAGUCUAGCUACUGCGGCAUUUUGGGACCUUCUCCGUUAGGCCAUUGCUUGAACAAAGCAAAGCCUUUUGAGGAUUUUUUGAAUUUCAUAAAUUUCCAGAACCAAUCAAGUAAUAGUUCGAAGAAGCCAAGCGCCAAACGAAAAGCUCAAGCAGAAUACGGAGCGUCGUCGAAGAAACGUCGCCAAGGCUGA
Messenger RNA from Bursaphelenchus xylophilus (pine wood nematode), 767 nucleotides. The record is from the annotation of a GenBank genome assembly. NCBI's taxonomy places the organism in Eukaryota, Metazoa, Nematoda, Chromadorea, Rhabditida, Aphelenchoididae.